GCGGGCGGCGGGGAGGCGGCCGCCCCGAUCCCGGCCGUUGAGCCGAACUACCGGGGCUGCAGCCCACCCCGUGCCCGGGGCGGGGGCAGGCGCGGGGUCCGUCCCCCCGGCUGCACGGGCAGCGCUGCGCGGCCGGUACCGGCUCCCCCAAAACACCCCCGGGACGGCGGCACCGAGCCGGGACGCGCCGCCCGGAUCCUUCAGCCCAUCCCUGACUUUCCCCACGGCCCAUUGGGGUGCUUUUCUCAGCUCCGUUGCCAAAAGGAGCCGUUUUGCGUGAAAAAUCCGCUCCCCCCCCUUUCCCCGGGGUUUGGGCGGAUGUUAACGGGAGAAAAACACAUCAAACGGCGAACGCGGUGAAGUUUUACCUUCGUAUCGAGUUCAAGGUGACAUUUGCAGGGCGGGGAUUUUAACGGGGAGCUCCCCGCGGAAACGGCGCCGUCCCCGGUUCGCUGCCGCUUUGUGCUGCGGUUUGUUUGAAUCCUAUGGGAUGUAUAGGUCUGUGCGGUCCUUCCAUAAACCCCGGCACGCGGGUGACACAAUCACCCGUUGAACAGCUCACCUGCGAAAAAAUGCUUUGCCCAAAGCUACGGGGAGUCAUCCCGGAACCCCGACGCUUAAUUAUCUCCGCUACGGGCGGAUGGAAGCGUUCAAUAUACAUCAAUUGUUUGCAUGCUCUCAGAUAAAUUCUCACAGACGGACGUACGGACGUUGCCCACACAAGCUCUCGGAUCCCAGGGCCCCAGCGGGGCCCAGAACCGGCUGGUCUUGAUCGAGCGGGGAAAUGCGCUUUUCCCGGAGUGUUUUUCUUUUCAUCCCCCAGUCAGUGACUAAACUGACUUGGUUGAACCACCCAAGAGCCUCUUGCUGCAAGGAAUUGCGAUGGAUUCUCCCUACAUGAACGGAGCCUACGGCUCCCCGUACCCCCCAGUUCCCAGCGCUGCCUCCCCCUAUGCCGGGCUGCCACAGACACGGGGGUACUACUGCUCCGGGCCCCCGCGGACCCCCUACCCCAUGGACUCAGCGGGGAUGUACCGGCCCCCGUCGCCCGCUCCCCCCUGGAACUACGUCCCGCCGGACGGCGCCGCCGAAGGCUCCUCGCUCCGGAGGCAGCAGGUUCCUGGCUACUCCCCCCCGCAGACCCCGGGAAUGCCCAUCCCGCAGUAUUCGUACGGAGACAACCCGGGGGUCACGCUGCAGGGGCCGCAGCUGCGAGCCCCAGAGGACACGUGGGGCCUCCCCAGCGUCUAUGGGGUGCGUUACGCCUGGCCCGCGGCCCCCGGGCACGGGAACCCCUUCGGCUCCGACCCGCACCCGCCCUGGGCCGGCAGCGCAGCCCCUGCCCACCCCCCGGCCUGGGACACAAAGGAUGCAGGUUACGACCAAGCCGAGCAGAGCGCAGACCAACACAGCUACUAUUCUGAUGUCAACCACCAGCCCUCGGGGACAAUGAAUGAGCACAGGGCGCACCCCCCGAGCCCCAAAGUGCAGUACAGCGCCCAGCCCCAGAUGUACGACGCUGCGCGGCGGAAACCGCGGGCUGGGAGCCGGGAGGCUGCUUUGAAACCCACUGAGCAGCCCUCUGCAAAUCCUGCAGCCGCCCAGCCGGAGAUCCAGAGGAUCCUCCACGUGAUGGGGGCGGCCGAGCGGCUGGAGCAGGAGGUGGAUGAGUUUGUAGGGAAAAAGACAGAUAAAUCGUACCGGCUUCUAGAGGAGAUGUUGACCAAGCUGCUGCUGGAGCUGGAUUCCGUGGAGACCGGGGGCCAGGACAGUGUUCGGCAGGCCAGGAAAGAGUCCGUCCACAGAAUUCAGUCCAUACUGGAACAACUGGAGAGAAAGGGAUUGUGAAAUCACAUCAGCCACAACACACAGCCCCUUGUCACGGUUCCAAAGAGUCCUAGCUCUGUUAAAUCAGCUCUUUCUGCUCCGCACUAUUGACAAUGGAAUAGCAAUAAGCCCCGAGUUAAAAAAGCAAAGCCACAAAAAGAGCCCCAAACAAAACAGAAGCCCAGCCCCAACAAAGAACUCGGCAGUGGACAAAUUAAGGGAGGUCUGAAGCAGCAGACUGAGUCGUUCGUUUGUUCCAGGCUCUGGGAGAGCAGCAGCACCGCAGGUACGCACGGGUAGAGUCUCUGGGGAUCCGCAUCCCCGGCACCAGCAGGAGGAAAAUCACUGUACAAAGUGCCCCAAAGGAGCUGCGGUGUGGAGGCGGCUCCGCAGCCACGGCAGCUCUGCAAACAGCCGCAGCGUUGGCCACACGUGGUCACAGCCCCGCAACCUGCGGCCACGAACCCAGAGCCCGCCCGUCACCGCCUGCAGCUUCAGCUUCAGCUUCUCGCCGUGAAACUCGUGUCGUCCUGGGCGUUUGUCGGGUUGUAGCGCGCCCGAGUAGCUACACCCGAGUGCUGCAGAACGGGACCAGGUCGGUGCAAACCGGUGUCGCGUCGUCUGCUCCGCCUGCCGUGAAGAGCCGGUCCCCGGUGUCCCCCGGGCAAGUCGCGGUUCUGCCGCUGGAAAGACACGAGCAGAGGAACGAUGUCCGGGCAGAGCGGCCCGGAACAGCCGGACGCUGGAAACACUUCCCAGCUCACUUGGACGAAAAUCCGCUUUUUAAUCGUAAUAGUGCGAGUUGUGUGUUCCGUGAGGCGCCGGUGGCGCCGGGUGACGCGGGGGACGGGACGGCUCAGCCGCUGUGCACCGGCCGGUUACAGCGCGCGAUGCGAAUCAUCGCUCUGUGUGACCAGAUAAUAAACCCUCACAACUUUUAAAUGUUAUUUUGUAA
Columba livia (rock pigeon) is the source of this 2782-nucleotide messenger RNA. RefSeq names its product BAG cochaperone 4 (gene BAG4). Gene Ontology annotation, molecular function: protein-folding chaperone binding; adenyl-nucleotide exchange factor activity. The transcript is spliced from 4 exons. Gene Ontology annotation, cellular component: nucleus; cytosol; cytoplasm. Gene Ontology annotation, biological process: protein stabilization. The coding region runs from base 883 to 1848 and encodes 321 amino acids. The record is from RefSeq and is a predicted model, not a curated record. NCBI's taxonomy places the organism in Eukaryota, Metazoa, Chordata, Aves, Columbiformes, Columbidae.